This is a messenger RNA of Pelagomonas calceolata, 1641 nucleotides long. NCBI's taxonomy places the organism in Eukaryota, Pelagophyceae, Pelagomonadales, Pelagomonadaceae. The record is from the annotation of a GenBank genome assembly.
CAUGGGGCAAGGAGCUCUAGUCUAAUUCUUGAAGCCCUGGAGGCCUCAGAUCGAGUGGGGCGCAUCGCAACUGUUGACCGCGUUUGUUCGCGACCGCGUUUGCUGCCGUGCUGCUGCGACCAGCACGGGCUCGUCGCGCGCACCCAGAGAACAGGUUAUGUGAGACGAUGGCACAGCACCCGGAGCUCAUCUGGAUCAAGACCGUGCACGUGCUCGCCUGUGUGGAAAUCAAAAUUUUACGUCGCGUUCGCGUCGUCCUCCACGCCAUCGACGCGACGCCUGCUGGAUGGCGUAGCGGGUGCCGGUUCCUCACCGCCCAACGGACCCAGCACGGCCGCGUCAUCGCCGAGAAAUGACUUCGUGAAGAAUUAUCGGGUGCACCCGACACACUGGUUGAUUUCCACACAGGUGCUCGCGUGCCUCAGCGGCGUGGCGUGGGGAAGGUACCAGGUCGCGUACCUCAACUCGUUGGGCAUCGCGCCGUCGACGCUGGGCGCGCUGCGAGCCGCAGGCCUCGCCGCGAAGUUCUUCUGCACGCCGCUCUGGGGCGCGUGGGCCGACGCGCGGCCCGGCGUCGCGCCGCUGCUCGCCGCGGUCGCGGCGACGGCGUCGCUGAUCCGCCUGUACCAGGCGCCAACGGUCGUCGGCUCGCUACCGCUGCUCUUCGCCCUUAAGGCCGCCCGGUCGGCCGCGAACGGGCUGGCGACGCUCACGGACGCGCUCACGCUGCGCGUCGUCGAGGCCCACCGCGAGGCGGGCUACGGCGCGCAGCGGCUCUGGACGGGCGUCGCGUGGGGCGGCGGCUCGCUCGCCGUCGGCUACGCCAUCGACGCGCGCGGCUACGACGCGAUCUUCGCCUGGACGGUCGGCUUCUCCGUCGCGCUCGCCGCGCUGCUCGCGUGCCGGCCCGCGCCGCCGCCCGGCGCCGCAAGCGUCGCCGCGAAGGCGGCCCCGCCGGCGCCGACGGCGCUCGGCGCGCUGCGGUCCUUCCGCGACCGCUGCGCGCGCGAGAGCCGCCUGCGCCCAUUCCUACUCCUGAUGGCGCUCUACGGCGUCGCCAUGUCGCUCGUGGAGGCGCUCCUGUUCCUGCAGAUGGCGCGCGAGUUCGGCUCGUCGAAGCGCCUCAUGGGCGCCGUCACGCUCGUGGGCACGACGACGGAGCUGCCCACCUUCCACCGGAGCGACGCGCUCGUCGCGCGGUUUGGGCACGCGCGGCUCCUGCGGGCCGCGCACGGCUGCAUGGUGCUCCGGCUCUGCGCCCUCGCGUGCGUGACGCCGGCGGCGGCGCCCUGGGCGCUGCCGCUGCUCCAGCUCCUGCACGGGCCUUGCUUCGCGCUCGCGUGGUCCGCCGCCGUGAGCUUCGCGGCGGACGCGACGCCGCCGCGGCUGCGGGCCACGUCGCAGUCGGCGCUCUCGACGGCCUACUACGUCCUCGGCGCCGGGGUCGGCAGCGUCCUCUGGUCCUGCGCCUACGAGUACCUCGGCGCGCGGGCGACGUACCUGUCCGGCGCGGCCCUCGUCGCGGCGGCGGCCGGCGCGCUCCUCCCCCGGCUCGAGGGCGACGCCAAGGGCGCGGAGGACGCGGGCGAGCCCUGACCCUGCCACAGUGGGUGGAAAAAGUACUAGUAAUAGUUGUAACGG